AUGAGUAAGAACUCGCCGAACUCCUCGGGGGCGAGUGAACUCGCGUUUCCCCACGAGGAUGCAAUCCAGCGCCCAAAGGACCAGGCUUUGCAGGACGAAUUCUCCUCAGCAGAAGAUGUAAGUGAUGGUGGACUGCAAAACAGUGAGGGCAGUAGCUCUACCGUAAAAGUACCUGAUUGCAACCCCGCACUUGUCGUCCCCGCCCUCCAAGGAUUAUCCGCCCUGCAUUUGGAGGGAUCAGGUAAAACAGAAGCAGUUGAAUUUCGUGAGGUAGAGGAGCUAGGAAUGCGGCAGCAGGGGCUGGAAGACCUGUUUGAAUGGGAAAAACUUAGUUGUGAGACACCGUAUUACCUCCAAGGCCGCGAAGUAGUGGAUUUGAUAGAGGAAGAAUGGCGACAUGACUCACGUGGCGAGGACGGUCUGAGCCGUUCCGCAUUCUUUGAAUCAUUUUUCCAACUGGCCGACAUAUGGACCCCAGGCAUAGACGGUUCUGCCUACGCAGAGUUCCUCAAGCGCCUUUUCCGCAGAAUUACUAUUAAGAGAGCCCGCACUAAAACAGGUGCAAGAAUGACAAAAAUUAGGCCUAAGAUCGUCGUCAAGGUCGUUAACAGGGACCUCAAGAAGCCCGAGAAUGAGCAACGGGACCAGGCAGACGCCCAGCAGGUGGAUCUUAUUGUGAAUUCGGUUGGCGACGCGGGGUGUGUCGCUGAAUGGAGCAAAGCCGAACAUGAAGCAGUCGAGGCACUGCUAGUUGCGCAUAUGAGCGGCGAAAAGGCAUCCCUGGAGAGCCUUGAACUCCGUGAGGAGGUGCUCCACGACUGCACGGAGGUAUCACAAGAUGAGCCGGUGUCAACCGAAUGGGCUGACUACUCAAACAUAGCGCCGCUGGGAGCUGCCUCGCGAGCGUUCCUGGAGAGUGUCUUCUCGAAAUCUGUAGCAGCAGUUCUACAGGAAAACCGAAAUCAAGACGAUAGUAUAAAUCGUCGAAAUUACACAGAAACAGAACUUACCGCCGGCGAAGACCAGGACACGCCGCAGCCAGGUACGCAAGACAUCGAAGGCCCAACAACUCGACAACCGACGCCUCCACGUACUCUCCGGCACUUCGCAGAUUACAAAAGCAAGACCGACCUACCUCUUCGAAUAUCCGGAGUCUCAGAAGAGGAGCUUAGGCACUUCAACUCCAUUGGGCUGCCAGUACAGAUGGAGGGCAUGCCGAGACUAGUUCGCCUCAAGGGAGCUCCUCAGCUGCUGCAAAAGAAACAAGUUCAUGAACACGAAACAAAACAGAAGGCGCAAGACAAUGAACCCAAAGAGGUCGAGGAACCGGAACCUCGGAAAGAUGUGUGCUUGUUGGAUGACAGUCAAGUAGCGCUGCUCCAAGACCUGACGUCCGUUGAUGGGAAUGACCUGAGCCUGGAGGAUCUCAAGAAUGCCCUGGCAUCAGGCAAAGGCGAAACAACACCUGUGUUUACGCCACCCGUAGACCCUGACCCGCAACUAGAGCGCCAACCUGUUCCAGCGCAGGAAAUUGCGACCGAGCCAGAGUUGAAACCAGCGCUUGAGCAGAAGUGGAAGCUAGAUCCGCAUCCGGAGACGCAUGCAAAAUUAGAGCCUGAGCCCGACCCGGAGUGGUGGAAACCCGCUCAAGAUGGGGAGCACGAUGAAGGCAGUACAGACGUCAAGGCAGGCACCGAGAAGCCUACACCAGUCCCAGAAGUCCAACUUGCACCACCCGUGGAAAGCAGUACUGAUGCCGAAUCAAUUCUGCAAAAGAAGGGCUCCGGCAGGCCCUCACCAAGGUUGAUUCGGCACUCAGGGAACUUCAGGACGCGGGUUUUUUACAGUCUUUGUGAAGAGACACCGAAACAAAGAAACCCCAAGUCAUUUCGACGGUCAAUUAUGAUAAAGGGUGUGGGGUCCGUUGUUGUUAGGCAUUUCGCUGACUUUACAAGUUCACACUUGCCGCAAAUUACACUCCUAGAUGAGGGGCAGGUGGAUGGAGAACCCUGGCACAAAGCGUAUCUCCAAACUGAUGAGCCACCGCAGGAGCACACUAUUAUGCUGACGGAAGAAGACGAGGUGGCCUUUGCUCAGGAGCCGCGACAGGCAAUCCUGAUCGUAGGACCCAAUGGCCCCGGUAAACUGCAAGCAACCCACAAUUCACACGGAUUGUGCAACAAUCUCGAAAGCACCUUGCAUGUCAGCGAAGUCAAUGCCUUUCUGAGGCAUCUUCGGGAUUUAAGUGGGCGUCGGCGGCUCAACUGGCCAGAGCUGCUCCUCCGGCACUCACGAAUUUGCGAACAGCGGCAGCGUCGCCGUAGAGAAGAGAGGCGGCGAGCAAUAUUGGAAAAGAAGAGUGCCAGCCAGAAGGACCAGACAGCAAGUCCUAAAGAAGGCGCCCUUCCACUUGCAGGAGUGGGAAGCUUUGAGAGCCAGAGUAGUAAUGAGAUCAGGCAUCUUGUUGAUAAAGAAGUAGGAGGGGUCAUUGCAGUAACUGGAGGCCCUUCGGUCUCUGAGCCCCAACAGAUUGCUGCGCUCGCCGCGUUGGCCUCCUCUAAUAGAGAUCGAACCUUUCCCUCGGAUUCAGAGAGAAAUGAUCCUCUUGAUGCCUUUCGUUUGGACCUUGGAGACGGGAACGCAGGCAACAGCCCUGCGGCGGAAGCCCCCGAGGCCCUGGAUGAAGGUCCAGGCACGUCAGGGGAAAUGGCGAAGGAAACUAAAGAUGGUAGCAAAAUAUUUGCUGAAAAAGCCGAGUCCGGGCUAUUAGGGCCGUCACAGCCUUCCAGCAUUGGGAACCUGGAAAUGGCAGUGCCAGUCGAAGGCGCAGAUAAAAAAGAGCCCAGCAACCGCCCAGCUGACGUUGAAAGCCUCGAAACAUCUGGUGAAUGCUGGCCUGUAGCGCAGCAAGAGACUGAAGCGACACAGGCAGCACAGGCUUCGGAACAAGGUGCAAACAUGCCGGCAACCUCGAAGGACAAGCCCAGCAUAGACCCACACGAAGUUGAGCCUCGAAGAGAAGUGAGCAACGGGGCAGUAGCGACUGAAAAAGCAAGCGCUACUUCGAACUCCCACAGGAACGGCGGAUGCCAGUUGAAUUUUAAUGCUGAAGACACGCCUGCCAACUCAGAUACAAAAGAUCCAGAAGGAAGCUGGGCUUUGGAAGAUCACACUGAGAACGCUGCACCUACUUCCGCACUUGCUCCGUUUCCUGACGGUGGCAGUGGUGAAGCGUCCAACGGACCUCAUACGGGCAGUAGCACGAAUUCUGAAAAUGCCAGCAGUGCUGCUGCUGAGACAAGUGAGAGGAUGGAGCCUGAGAAGAAUGAAACUGAGCUGCAGCCGUGGUUGGUUGAGGAUGGCGGUUCCGAGCUUAGCUCUUCUGAAGCCUCUGACUCAGAUUCGGAGGCAGAGGAGCUGUUUCGUAUCGCGGCUGCCGAUGCUUCGCAACCCCAGCCCAACCCCUUGAUGGACGCAUUUCCUAGCCGUGCAGUAUUCCUCAUGAUCGACCCGAAGGACGGAGGCCGCACUCUCAUGGUGGACACAACCAGCGGAGCGCUCGUCGACGAAUUCCGCACAGACCCCGAUGGGAUGCAAGAUGGGGAAGAGGAAAUAGAGCUAUCAUUCAAUGCUGAGGCCGACUUACUGGAGGUGAAGCUGGCACCUGAAUGCUUCAGCACUUUGAAAUCAAGCCGUGCUUCAUCCAGCUCCUGUGGGCUCUUGCACAGCAUUCACGAAAAGAUCAAUAUGCCUGCAGAGGUGAUACGCUAUCAGGAUAAUGAAGACGGUUCCACCUUGGAGGCCCAAGUAGUGAUGGCUGGACCGCGAAUUGCAGCUGCCCUAGAGUUUCUCGCCGUCAGGCCUGUCGGUGAAGUUGCAUCUCCUGUGCAGGGGUCCUCUGAAAUUCAGCAUUUCAGCGAACUGCUGCUGCGAGGUGGCAACGCUCAACAACAAGCGGAAGAUGCCGGAAACACAACGGAAGGACCAGAGGAUGUUCAGGAAGGAGAAGGCGUUCUUGCAGCCACUGAGGUGACAGGAGACGAGGGAGACGAGAAUGCUGAACAGAGCGGUUCCGGCACCUCGAGAGGCGUCGGCGGGGUUGGAGAGUCCCCAAGGGUCACCGUCCCUCCUAAAAAAUUCCCUAUGAUUGACGACAUCUGGGGAGAGUCUCAACCUGAGGUUUUAAACUCGGAAGGCCAUUCAGCGCUAGAAGCAGAGGAAGCUAGUGCAUCCUCUGGUAGUAGCACUUCAGAUGCCGAUCAAGCGGGGGAUGAGGCUAAUAUGAGAGAGAGGCAUGAGGUACACAGCAGUACUGAGGACUCCCGCCAAUUAGAUCAUUUGCUCCAAAGACGUUGGACUGCGUGGGGGCCUUACUGCCCGGUUAGCCUGCAAGAGAAUGGGAAGGUGGUGGAGGGGCAAAAGCAGUUCGCGGUAGAAUUCGCUGGAAAGCUCUUCCUCCUAGCAGAAGAACAAAAACGUGCCAAAUUUCUCAAAGACCCAAAGAAAUAUGUUGAUACACCGCCAGCCCUACCUCGCAACACAAACGUGUACCUCUUUGGCCCGUCAUAUGCGGGAGCGGCGAAGCAAGCCCGACUCCUGAGUCAAACCUACGGACUGUUCACUGUGGACGCGGAGAAGGAGAUCGCUGACGGCCACCGCCGAAGGGAAGAAGAAAAGCGACGGCUGAUGGAAGGAGAGGAGCGCCUCAAAGAAGAACUCCUACUGCAGGAGAGACUGCAGAAAGAGCGGCAACGGGAAGAAGAAGAACAAAGGCUCAUGCAUGCAGAGGACGUUCGGAGGCUCGCCCUUGCCUUUCCAGAGACUCCAAACGAGGUUGUCAACCCUGAAAAUCCCACAAAUGGAGAUAGUUUGGAGCGACCAGGUUCGCAAAAGGCUCCGCUCGGACCUCAGGGCUCAGCCUCUACAGGAGGCGCAGGAUCCGGCUUGGAUAGAGGCAGCAUCUCCAGCUCGGCGGAACCCGAGAAAGAAACAACCACAGACUCUGCCGAGGCGACUAAGACGGCUCUUUUCACGACGUCUGAUGCAGAGGAGCAGCUGCUGAACGAAGGCCAAGCUCUCGGUAAUGAGGCAGUAGUUAGGCUGAUUGUCCAAACUCUUGGGCUAGAAGAGAAUGUGAAGCGUGCCGACGCCCUCGACAAAUACCGAGCAGAGAUGGAAGCGUACGAAGCGAAGUACGGCCAAAAGACAGACAUUGAGGGAAACGACGAGCCGCAGGAGGAAGAAGAUGCCAAUGAGGAGACCGGGGAUGCCUCAGGAGGGAACCGUAAGAACAAGGUGGUCAACGACAUCAAGCCGCCUCCGCCGACAGCCCCUCCGGAGUUGCUAAAGGUAGCAACUGGGUUCGUCCUCGUGCAUCAGCCCCCCACUCAGGCAUUUCUGCAACAGUUGGCCAGGCUGGGCAUUGAGUUCCACCAUAUUGUCCACUUCACUAACAAUCCGGAAGACAUAGAGGAGGCAGAAGCUGCAGGAGCGACCCAGUUCGCGUGCACUGACUCGGAGGUCGUCUUCGAAGACGAAGUGAAUAAGCCGGAAGUUGACGCAAAUGAAAAGCAGAGAGAGAGGGAAAUAGACGAUGCUUUGAUCCUUGACAUUGAAGUGGAGCCAACGAAAAUUGAGGCUACUUUGACGGACUUGUUGAAGCACUACCGACUUCGACAACUGAUCGAUCCAUUCUAUAUCAAGCCCGAUCCGCCUGAGAGGGUGGUACCGCCUCCAAACCUUGAAGAGCCUCGGCUGAGUCUACAGGUCCGACAGAGAGUGUACAUGCUUUUCGACGAGGAAAAGAAGUACAAGUUCACUGCCGAUACCCGGCGCUACCUGCCAUCCCUGGACAAAUGCAACGACGCCAAUGAAACGGGCACUCUCAAGGUGCCGCCUCCACGUAUUGCAUUUUUGGGUUCGCUGGGCUCGGAGGUGGAAAAACGAAUAACCCAGCUUAGCAACGAAUAUGCCAUGCCUUUCCUGGAUCUACGAGCCGCUUUUUCGUCGGCAUUAAAGAAUGAGCUGCUGAUGCAUUUGAGGCAAGAGAAGCGAGCAGCUCUGGAAGAGGCCCUGGAUGAGCACAAUCCUGAGGAGUCCGCAGGCUCCCCGGACGAGGCCGAGGACGCACUCUGGCCGUUGCUGUCUUUGGGCAGCAAUGAUCUCCGUGAAGCUGAUGGCGAUAUGUGCAAGCAGAUAUGGCUGGGGUUACAUGAGGAGGUGCAGCAGAAACUGUGCCAAGCGGCUCUAAGGAGUGUCCUGCACCCUGAUAUUGGCCCUGUGUUCAUUCAGGCUGGCGUCUUCACGAAUCCCCUCGUCGAUGCAGCACCAGCAACGGAAGAUGAGAUAGAGGAACAAGUGGGGUUUAAUAUUGGGAGUUUGAUGGACAAGGCUGGACGUCUGCCUGACUGCGUCGUUAUAUUUUUGUGUACGGACGAGGUGGGAGUAUCUCGCUGUCUGGAUUUGGAGAAGAUCGACAGAGAAGCAGUGGAGGCUAAAAGGAGGGAGGAACUUGAAAUGAAACAGGAACGGAAAGCCAGGCGAAAAUCUCCCUUGGACUCUUCCGCAGAAGGGGACAGCGAGUCGGGUACGGGGGGGGUGGAGGAGGAAGGAGAGGGAGACGGGGAGGCUGAGCUGUCGGCCUCUGAGAAAGCCCGCCAGGAGUUUCUUAAGAACAAAUUGGCCAGAGACGCAGCCCUGCUGGACUGCGCCAAGUCGUUUGCAAUGGCGAGAGUGCCUGUGCUUACGCGACUCAAAGACUUCGCGGAGUUCCCCGUCCUCUUCAGAGACCGAGUGUACUUCCCAGCGGAGACAGAAGAGGAGCGUAACAUCUUUUGCCAGACCCCCUCGAAGUUCCUUACGGGACCAACUCCGCCUCCAAAGCUGCAUCAUCCCGCAUGCAUCUUCUUGGGCCCCCUGAACAGCAACCGGACGCUGAUUGCCAAGCAGAUAGCCGAGUGGUGCGGCGCCCUUUACGUCAGUCCUUUCCAGCUGCUACAGGAAGUGACAGCUGCGCCUGCCCCUACUUCGGCCCUUAACAAGUGCAUCUUGGAGGACCUGCAGCAAGGCAAGGCCGCCGCGCCAUGCUGCACAUGCCGGCUUAUUGCUGCUCGUCUUCGGUCGCACGAGGCGAAACAGAGAGGUUUCCUUCUGGACGGAUGCGGCUUGGAAGGCGUGGGGGUGGAGCAACUGAUGGAGAUCAUGCGUGCGGGCCCCCACGAAGCCACAAGCCUCUCGCGCAAACAUCGACUCGAACACAACAUAUCCAGAAGCUCCAGCUCGAUAGAGGUGCCCACCUUUCCAGUGGAGACGGAGGGGCCCCAACCAGCAGCUGAGCAGCCCCAUGAGGAGGCCACCGCCCAGAUGCUGGAUUCAUCGAAACCCACAGAGCUGGACUUAGAGGGCAGCGGGGGAUAUAAGGAAUCCGCAGUCAUUGUUGGCGCCUCCUUACACGCGCAGGAGCCUGAGCCUGCCUCUCAGCCAGAGCCCACAGAGGCAGAGAAGGUUGGACCGGUUCAUGAUGCAGGCGAAGUUGAGAAAGAAGGCAUUCAGGGCUCUGCUGAGCUGAUUACCAGCAUUCCGCCGCUGCAGUUGGGGGACCUGCGACCUUCUUCUGCAGACUUCCGAAGGCAGUAUCCGCUGCCGGUUGAAUCCGGCAGCAGCAGCGAGACGCCGUCCCCUGGGGCACUCUCCUCGCCCCCAGCUCCCUCAGAGGGAACAGCGGCUUCUGCAAAUCAUAAAGAUGUGCAUGCAUGCGAAGUAGAGGAGGAGGGAGAGGAGGAGAACAAUGUGACGCCUCCUCUCCCGUUCCCGCUCGUGGAUAUUGUUUUUGUGUUCGACCCUGAGGGGGAGGACUUGUGGGCCGAAAAAGAACGACUGCUCCAAGAAGAGGAACAUAAAAUUCCACACCAAGGAACUUCGAAGCAGCGACCAUCGUAUCCUUACGGAGACAGCCGGGACCUCCUGGAGACCCCUGACUGGGCGAAUGCGAGGAGAGUGCUUCAGGAAGGGGCGGUUCUGCAGCAGGUGGAGGCGUUUCGCUCUCUGGGCGUUCGAAUUGUUAACGUUCCCGCAGGCAAGUCGGAGUGGCUGCAGUUUGACUUGGUGAAGAAAGAGAUCGAAGCCAUGCUGCGCCGCCGCCACGGCUACGAGCGGCUCAAGGCACAAGGGCGCCCUGCAAGGUGCCCUAUAGAGCAACGAACGGACACCGCUGUUGAAGGCUUCCUUGCCACCUACUGCCCAAAGGGCCUGUUUGUAGCCCUAGAGGCGUUGCAGUACACGCCUAUCCAGCUUCAGCUCUUGAUUGGGGCAUACGCAUACAACGGAAACAAGAGAAAACUUGAGAGAGCUCCCACUGUGCUGUGCGCCUGCUGCGCUCUUCUGUUGCUGUCUCAGCCCAAACCCUACCUCCAGCAGCACUUGCCGGAACUGCUGCCACGGAGGCUCAGCUCGGAGGCAGGUAGUGACUGUGCUUCGCUAGCACUGAAGGGAUACUGCCCCGUAACACUAGUGCAUAGCGGGGAGUUGGUGAAGGGAGACCGGCGUGUGUUGGUGAGUUACGGGGAGGAGACAUUUUGUUUUGUUGGUGAAGAAGAGAGGAGACAGUUUCUGCUGUUCCCUGCUGACUAUCGAACACGCGCGCAACUGCCUGCAAGGCUCACAGGCAGCCAGAGGUUGGGGCAGCCCCCGAAGACACUCUCCGGCAUAGCUCAGGCUGCAAGGGAGCGCUGCAUGCAGCAGCUCCAAGGCAGCGAGGUCUCCGGAAACCCACUGAUGGCAGAAGAGGGCCUUGCUAAACUCCGAGAUACGCUCAAAGAUGCACUCACAUACAUAGAGGUCUCUACAUUAGAUCUGCUGAUGGAGGCACUUUUGUUUGUGGGGACGAACCGCCCGCUGCAUCCUCAGUGCAACCCACACUCUAGUGCUGUGCGGCUCCUCGCUCAUUACCUGCGGGCUAAAAACCCUCUUAUUUCCGGCUACGCUAAAGCAGAGGCAGAGGCAGCGCUUCAAACCUUUGUUCAGGAAUGCCAAACUCCACUCGAGGCCCGGCAAGCAAUCCUGCAGCUUCAUUACCACAAGAUAAAGGAGGGGCAGACCUACCUGCCCCCAGAACAGGUCCGACCUUACGAGGCGAAGGCCUCACCCCAAAUUCUACAGCAGGAGUGGAGUCACCUGACUGCGCUGCACUACGCACGGGUGACUAAGAGGCUAGACAAGCUGCUUUCCCUUGAUUGA
Eimeria acervulina is the source of this 9234-nucleotide messenger RNA. Its product is annotated as Adenylate kinase family protein, related. Lineage: Eukaryota; Apicomplexa; Conoidasida; Eucoccidiorida; Eimeriidae. The record is from RefSeq and is a predicted model, not a curated record. Bases 1 to 9234 code for a protein of 3077 amino acids. The transcript is spliced from 28 exons. Gene Ontology annotation, biological process: nucleobase-containing compound metabolic process. Gene Ontology annotation, molecular function: ATP binding; AMP kinase activity. Gene Ontology annotation, cellular component: cytoplasm.